GGUCGGUUGAGCCUCCCGCUGUCGCUCGCGCUGGUCGCGCCUCGUCCCGCCCGUCCCGUCCCGUCUUCAGUCCUAAGCGAGCCGCCUUUGCUCACGCGCCGCCAGAGCCGCCCGCCAAAGCCCGCGCCCGCCGCCAUCCCGGCCGCCCUGCACCUCGCGCUCUCGUGGCCGCCCUCCCCUCCACGGUCGUCGUCCUGAGGACGUCCUCGCCGGGACCCCGCAUACGCUGUGGCACGCAGCACUGUGAUGUGUCAUGGCUAGCGCCGUUCCCCGGACCGCCCAGGAGGGUCGCCAACGCUCCCGCCCCCGCCGUCAGCUCAGCUGACAGUUCGCCACAGUCCAGCCGGGCCGGCCCCGACCCGCCCCGCCGCCAGUCCGUACUCGCGCUCAACUGACCGAGUCUGGUCCCAACGGCACCGCCAUGAUCGACAGCGAGUUCCAGCCCCCGCCACCCAAACUGCAGCGGCUAACAAUGUUGGACGGUUGGUCUGGAGGUAGUGAGGAGAUAAUGCAGUGUGAGAUGGCCAAUGAUAAUUUCUUGAGCUCCCACAACUCGAGUAACAACAUGGAGACAAGCAGACCUCUGAGACAGUGGACAUUCCAUGUUACGGCCAACAACAUUGCUCGAGGUGAGACAAUGUGUCUCACUGGCAGUUGUUCAGAGCUCGGUAGCUGGAAAAGCUGUGAUGUGGUUCCCAUGACUCGCCUCAGUCCUGAAGAUAGGGACAGUGACUGGACAGUUACCCUCAUGAUUCCAUCUGAUGAGCCCGUGGAGUACCGUUACGCUGUUUGUGUCAUACUUGAGCCUGAUGGUGUAAGGUAUCAAUCAAGACAUGUCAUUGUACGUCGAUGGGAAACCAAUGUUAUUCCUCGCAUUAUUAAAGAACAAGGGCCUCAACAACAUGUAGUUGACGAAUUUGGCCACUAUGACCACUAUCAGCGUGUUGAUCGAGGAUGGUUGACAACUCAAACUGCCAUCCAACUUAAACUCUUUAACAACCCAAUACAGAUGUGGAAGUCAAAACUCCAGGGUGUUAAGUUGUUUAUUAAAGUAACUCCAGUGAACUUGACCCGUAGUUCAUCAUCAGUCGAAUCCGUCUAUGUUGGUGAGAACAAUUUAGAUGAGAGCUUAGGUAUUGAUACUCAAGAUGGACCUCAGCAAACUGAUAACUGGCCCAUUACAGAAGUAGCGGUAAUGAAGCCUGGAGAAAGUGAAUUUAAGCCACAAAAUCAGUUUGGCUGCCCGUACAACAAAGAUGACGUCAUGAAUUUUAUGAUAAGCCUUCACAACCCUGAUAUGGUGGCUUAUCUGAUGGACUUCUACGCAUACAGUAACAGAAUGUCUGAUGGAGAUCCUCCCUAUCAUGUUGGUUUCAGCUACAUUCUUCCCAUUACUCUAAAGCAGAGCCUAGGGCAAACCAUUGUUCCUAUUACAAACACACAUCAGAGGCCAAUUGGACAAGUGGCAGUGGAGUAUGUGGUGAUUAAUCCAAUUCCUGGUUUUUGGUGUGACAUGAGCACUUCUUUCACUCGCCAUUGGAAACAGAAUUGGCUUGGCCUGGAUGUAGGUCACAGAGGUUUGGGCAACUCUUUCAAGCAGUUCAAGACCAAAGAGUCCAACGGUCAUGGUUUCGACAACAGAGCUGUUGGAGAAGUUAUUAAGCGAAGUUGUCCGGAGGUUCGAGAAAAUACAAUUGCCUCCCUGAAGACUGCUGCUUCAUUUGGUGCUGACUUUGUUGAAUUUGAUGUUCAACUCUCCAAAGAUUUGAUCCCUGUCAUCUACCAUGAUUUUCAUGUGUACAUCUCUAUGAAGCGAAAGAAUGAUUCCAAUGAUAUGGAGCUGCUAGAGCUGCCUGUGAAGGAGUUGACCUUAGAACAGCUGCAUUUGUUAAAGGACCUCAGUUACCCCAAAAGCAUCAGCAAAGUUCUUCACUUUAGUGAUAUGGCGGAGGUGUAUCACCAGAAGGAAAGUGAAGAAAAGUGCCAGAUAAUUUUUGAUGAAGAUUUGGAGGAACAUCAGCCUUUCCCAACCCUUCAGCAGGUGCUGGAAGCUCUGGACCCACAUGUUGGCUUUAAUAUAGAAAUCAAGUGGACAAUGCAACUCAAGGAUGGUACCUAUGAGCUCAACCACCCUUUUGACAUAAACAUGUACUUGGACACAGUACUUACAACAGUUCUGCAGCAUGGUGGCUCAAGGAAAAUUGUGUUCUCCUGUUUCCACCCUGAUAUCUGCACCAUGAUUCGACUCAAACAGAACAAGUAUCCAGUUAUGUUUUUGACUCAAGGUGUCACUGAAAAGUACCCCAUGUACAAUGACCCAAUCUGCCAAACAAUACCAAUGGCCAUCCAUUUUGCCGUUGGUGCCAAUAUUUUGGGCAUAAAUGUUCAUACUGAAGAAAUUUUGAGAGAUGUAUCUCAGGUGAAGAUGGCAAAAGACGCAGGCUUAGUUAUUUUCUGUUGGGGUGAUGACAACAAUGACGCAUCUACAAUCAAACAUUUGAAAGAGCUAGGGUUACAUGCAGUUAUUUAUGAUAAGAUGGAUCAGUACAACUCAAAAGAAGUAAAAGAAAGCAUCUUUCUUGUUGAAGCCCGAUCCCAGAAAGAAAUUCGUAAAAUUGCAUCAGAUGCAUCACUAGAUUUGCCUGAUAUGGCAGCUCAUCAGCAAAGCAAUGGGAAGUUCAAGCGGGACUUGGACUCUACUAUAUCAUCAAUGUCGAACAUGUCAUCAUCAUCAGCUAUGUGGCCUUCUAAUGGAGUUCCGAAUGGAAGCUCUGUUAAUAACCCCGGCCGGUCCGGCUCUUCUGGUGCCACAGCAUCGUCAAACAAUUCCGAUAAUUCUAUGACAUGGUCAAAGCCGACACUUUCUGCUAAUGAAUGAUCCAUCUUGCAAGUGGCUUGUUUCCCAUCUUGUUACUUUUUCUUCAAUUAGUAGACACAAAUUAUAGGUUUUAUAUCUAUCCCUCUUGGUAAAGGCAUAGAAGACAGUACAUCAAUAUUUAUUACUAUUACUAUUCAUACUUUAAAAGUGUACUCUUAGAGUGGACUGCCUUACUUGUAUUCAGUAUUUUUUAGAAGAAUGUUUUGAAGUUGAUGAAUUUAUUCCUAAGUGCGGUAGACUAGCUUGUGUCACUUGGAUGGUUUCAAUAAUUUAGCCUUAAUGUAGAGUUGUUGGUCACCUUAUGGUUGAUAGUGAAAAAUACAGUAACUAAAAGUUAAUCUAAUCUAAUCUAAUUAAGGAAUAAAGGAGAUAGUGAAAUUGUGAAUUAUUUACUUUAGUGCAAUUGCUCAGUAUUUUGGUGGCGUUUUACAGAGACAUUUGCUAUUUUAUCUCAGAUUGUAUGUUGUUCUCACGAGGGGCAGGAAAGACAAAGCUCUUUUUUUUUAACUCUCCUGCCACUCCUAUCUUGACAGAUACAACUAUUUUAUAUAUUUUAACCCCAAAAUUGUACAAAUUUAAGGUAUAGGCUAACCUGGUUUUAAUUUGUGUACCAAUUUUUAUUGGGGCUCAAAUGAAUUAGGGAAAUAAUUAUUGUAAUGACCGGAGCAGGGAUUUUCAAGUUGCUGAUGAUAUUACAUUUUAAUUUAAGGGUUCUGUCUGCAAAAUGUAGGAAAAGCAGCUCUUAAAUAUUGCUUUCUGCUGUGUUGUUUCUUAAUAAUUGUCUAUUUUUACUGCGCCGAAUUAUGGACCGUGUCGAGCUAUCCAACCUUUCAUGAUUGUAAUAAUGUUAUCUAAUCGUUUAAUACUAUUAGUUUGUAAGUGUCAAAGAGCUUUAAAUCAAGUUAAGUAUGAAGUGGAACUAAUUCUUCUAAAUUAUUGUAGAUCUUGUGUGAUUGGUUUUUUGAGGUACAAAUGUAUCUCAAAUAUUACUGUGUGUGCAGUCGAUGGUUUUUCAGCAACCUAUACACUUUUUCACAUCAGCUUCUAUUUAUUUAAAUUACCUCAUGGCACUAUUUAGCCAGAUGUGGUAGAGGCAGUUCUGACUCAGGACCUUUUCUAGGUUUAGAUAUAUAGGGUCAAGUAUAGCUCUAUUAUAUUUUAACAGUUUUAAUCUUAACAUUGUGAAUGUUAAAUAAAAAAAUCAUGUUGGUCAAUGUCAAUGGUAUGUGGUCUCAAGUUCAAAUGAAUUGUACUUACUAUUCACUUAACGAUAAUUUUGUCUAUCAACUGCAUUGUUUUUCUGAAACUGGCAUUUUUAAAAAAGAAAAGUUGUGGUUUCUUAAACAGUUUUCUAUAAUGUUACUUUCUAAGUGCACUUCUGUAAGUGUUGGAAAAAAAAAAAUGAAACAAUUUUGUGUGAUCUGACCACUGUAUGUAAUUUCAUAUUUAUAGCAUUGAUAUGCAUGUGUCAGUUAUUAGCUGUGAGAUGUUUGUAUUUUAACGUGCCUGACAUAUAUUUUCAUAUUUUUCUCGCUAA
Messenger RNA from Frankliniella occidentalis (western flower thrips), 4415 nucleotides. Its product is annotated as glycerophosphocholine phosphodiesterase GPCPD1. Gene Ontology annotation, molecular function: glycerophosphocholine phosphodiesterase activity; starch binding. The transcript is spliced from 18 exons. Gene Ontology annotation, biological process: glycerophospholipid catabolic process. The record is from RefSeq and is a predicted model, not a curated record. Bases 422 to 2878 code for a protein of 818 amino acids. NCBI's taxonomy places the organism in Eukaryota, Metazoa, Arthropoda, Insecta, Thysanoptera, Thripidae.